CUCCUCCCUACUGACUAGGAACCUUGUGGUUAAAAUAACACACAGCCUCUAUUCACAGCUCAAACUUAGAGCUGCCAUUGGAGACAGAUUGGGGAUUUCAGGAAGUCUCAGAAGAUGAUUUCGAGUUGCUUUCUCCGUAAUCAGUUGUAGACCCUCAUGAAGAAAUCAGGGAUCUAGUCAGGGUGGGUCCAACCAACGCCACGGUCCUGGCAGCCGAGCUCCGAUGAAGCCAGCGCAUUAUGUACAGCGUAGAGGACCUCCUGAUUUCUCAUGGAUACAAGCUGUCCAGAGGCAUCCCGGCGCCACCGGACGGUGACCGCGAGGGCCGCCGGCCAGCCAGGCCCAGAGCGAGAGCUGGCCAGGGCCUGCUGAAUGGGUGCGAUGAUGGCCCCGCGGCCCCCCUCUACAGUAAGCCGUCCCCGGGGAAGGGCCACGUGAGCGCCCCGGAAGACAGCCACCGCCUACCAAGAGCCCACGGGGAGCCCCAGAGCACGUCUGCUCCUAGAGCUCAUGCGGCGGGGUUUUAUCAUCAGCCUGUGCUGAGGUGGUCCUCUCAGCCCCAGACCACCCGCGACCACGCCUACCGGAGAAGAAGAGGACAAGAGGUCGGUGGCUUGCCGGGGCCAAGGGCCCGAGAAGACCCAGAGGUCAGAGGGAUGGCCCAAGCCCACAGUCUGCCCGUGCACACGAGGGAGGGCCCAUGGGAAGUUGGAGGAAGGACAGAGAACGUGAUGAAGAAGGCAGUUUGGGAAGAAGAGCUGAGAAUGGCGGGACCUGCCAAGUGGCAGCAUAAAGGCCCGGAGAGCGGGAACCAGCCCAGGAAAUUGGGAAGGCAGAUGUCUGAUGGCGAUGGGGGGAAACUCUUUCAGGAUCUGUACCCAUUCGUGCAAGGAGAGCACGUGUUGAGUUCCCAGAGCAAAGGGAAAUCCCAGUCCUUGCCCAGGGUUCUUUCCCCUGAUGGCCUGAGCUGCAUGGAAAUUCCCAUUCCAUUCAAUGAUGGCCAUUUUCCAGGUGUUCCUAAAAUGCCAUUUUAUCCCCCAAAUUGUGCACCAAAUUUGGACUCCAAAAGGAACCCCGAGAAGGGUGGCUCCUCAGUCCCUUACCCCCGGCCUAAGUUCGGGAGACCCCUCAAGCCUCCGUCUUACAACUCACACCAGCACUCCAGGGCGGCUGUGGAGAACAGCGACGCUCUGGACAGCCAGCAGGUGGACCUGUGUAUCUCCUACGUGAGCAAACCCGGCGAGCCCAGGCUGGAGCUGUGCGCGCCGGACUCCAGUUUGGAGCCUCCCGUGUACGUGCCUCCACCAUCGUACAGGUCGCCGCCCCAGCACAUCACAAAUCCCUACCUGGAGGACACAGUGCCUGGGCCUCUGUGUGGCAGUCCCCGUCAGCAGCAGCGUCUGAUGGAGCUGGCCGGCCCCCUAGGCACCAGGGAUGAGUAUGGGGCGGGCCCACAUUCUCCUCGCGGGGUCCCUCCGCAGCCCCGGCCGACCGCUGCUUUUGACAGCUCCGUUCUGUAUAUUCCCUUUGACGACCCACGCAUCCGGCAUUUUAAACUGGCCCACCCCCAGGGUUUCUGCCAAGAAACAACGGCCAAUGAGAAGUCCUACAACUCUAGUCCCAGCACCGCCCUGGCAGCCACUCAUGGAAACGGUCACCAAGAUGGCGCCGUUUUGGGCCCACAGAGUGUGAGAACCCCGCCAGGUGGUGUGAGCGGCUCCGCGGCUGCCAAUCCCGGUCCCUGGUGGUUGUGGGGCCAGCUCCCCAGGGACGCAGAAAAUGGCAUUCCUGACCAAAGAGCCCUCGGUGCCGUGGGGGGACAGUGGCCUGCCGUGGGCGGUGGCCGGGGUGGACACGCAGAAGGCUUCAUCUCCUCCCCAAGCCCACAGGGCGAGGGCACCUGUGAAACUCGAACCAAGCUCAAGAAGUUCGAAACUGGGAUGCAGACCAAGAAAAGUUCAAAGAAAAUGAACGAGACAAUAUUUUGUUUGGUUUCCAUCCCAGUUAAAUCAGAAUCCCAUCUGCCAGAUAUAGAUACGAACAACAAUGACUUAAAACAGGGCGCUGAUAAAAAGAACGGGCUUGAUAAGAGCGCAGCUCUGCAAGAACAAAGUCUGCUGAGCAUGUCUUCCACCGACCUGGAGCUGCAGGCGCUCACAGGAAGCAUGGUUGGGAGAACAGAGUUCCAGAAACAAGAUCUGGGGGAACCAGAAGAAGGCAAACAAACAAAUGACCUCAGAUUCAUUCACCCUGCACAACACAGAGAACUCAAGUACUCUGGCUCGUGGCCAGGGCACCAGUACAGAGAUCAGCAAACACAAACUGCUUUUGCAGAGGAAUCCAGAAGUGUGCUGCCCCUCCCUGGUGAGAAGCCAGGAGGCUCAGCAAAAGCAGUGCUGACCCCAAAAUACUCAGACCCUCUUGUCUCGGAGGCUCGCGUGCCCAUGGGGUUAGCUCCCAGUGACCAAAACGAGAGGCCAAAUGCUCAUCACCUAAAAGGUCAAAUGUCCCUCAGCCCCUCCAGCAAUAGUGCUUUCUCAAGGACUUCCUCCUGCAUAAGCCAGGCACCUGUUUCAAAAGCAGGGCCCCGUCAGGCCUGCGUGGACGGCCGUGGCCGUGGAGCCAGCCCCGUGCCCAGGGGCGAUGUGGUGAAGGGGGAGACCACUGGCCCAUGCAACAGCAAACAGCUAUUUGGUCAGUUUCUUUUGAAGCCAGUGAGCCGCCGUCCCUGGGAUUUGAUUAGCCAGCUAGAAAGUUUUAACAAGGAGCUUCAGGAAGAGGAAGAAAGCAGCCAGAGUGGCAGCGAGAGCAGCAGUGAGGACAGUGACGCAGAGUGGCAGCCCGAAGGCCGUGCUGAGGCCGUGGGCAGGAACUGGGGCUCCAGUGGAGAUAGCCAGGCAUGGAGGGGUGAGCAGCCCAUGGUCAGGCCGGGAAGAGUCCAGAGUAAGUCUGAAAGCUGGAGCGAAGGGCCAAAGCCUGGCCAGCCUGGUGCCCAUGCUCACUGCCUAGGCCCCACAGAGGUGGAAGGAGGCAGAUGGGCACAUGGAGGCCUGAUCACAGACAAGGGGAACCAGGAGGUUGAGUGCACAGUGAACAAGCCAGCAGGAAGCCCAGGUCCUGUGAAGGGAGUGAUGGCUUCUAGGUCAGGUGACACGAAGCCAGUGCCCUGGUCCGAUCCAGUCGCUCUCAGGCAGCCCCCGGGCAGCCAGGAACUGCCCAGUGUUUCCAUUUCUGCCGAGCUGAGCCCAGCAAUGCCUCGGAAGGCUGGUGGUGAGGAGGGGAGGAGCCCGCCGGUCCUGCUCUCUCUCGCCAGCAAACCCCGAGGGCUGUCAGCGCCAGACUUGAGGUCUGUGGGGCUGGCGCCUGCACAGGAACAGAGUGCCAGUCAGUUAGAUGCCUCUUCAGGUGAAGUGAGGGCAACAGAAAUCCCCCUGAAUGAGUCCCUUCAAGCAAGGGCUGCGAGGAUCCUGGGCAUUGAGGUGGCUGUGGAGUCCCUGCUGCCAGGUGCCAGGAGAACAGGACAGAACCAGCACCCUGAGCCUGAUGGAAGUGGCCGAGGGCCAGAGGCCCCCAGGGAGGAGCCUGUGUCCAGUUCACAGCUGGAUGAGCCCGUGGCGCCUGCUGAUGCCUUUUAUGGCAGGAGAAAGUGCGGCUGGACCGAAAGCCCUCUCUUUGUAGGGGAAAGGGACAGUUCCCGUCACACUGCCCCGGCUGCUGAUCACUCAGGUGUGGACGGGACUGUUCCCAGCAAGGCCGCCAGCCCCGAGCCUCAGCGCAGCCCCCAGGAGUCCAGGUCCUUCGAUCCCAAGGACAUGGGGACAAAUCCACCCUUCAGGUCUACUCUCUUCCAUUUUAUAGAAAGGACCCCAAAUACGCCAGGCUCAGAAAAGAGGCUCAGAAGCACUUCCAAAGUGAUUGAAAGUUUACAAGAGAAACUGGCUUCACCCCCUAGGAGAGCAGACCCCGGCCGCUUGAUGAGGAUGAAGGAGGUGAGCUCUGUGUCCCGCAUGAGGCUCCUGACCUCCCGGAGCACUGACUCCAUGGAGGAGGCGGAGGAGCUGAAGGCCGAGAGGGGCCCUGGGGUGCAGCCUGAAGGCCCAGUGUCUCUGAACGCCAGGGACCUGGUGCGGAAGGCUGGGCUCCCGCUCACAGUCUGCAAGGACACCCUCUCACCGGAAGAAGACAGGCAUCCACCAGCGCACAGGGAGAAGAAGACCAUCCAUCCAGACUUCUGGUGCCCAGAUUCCUAUGACCCUAGCAGAGUGGAGAGGGUGUGAAGAGAUGCCGUUUUAGCACGGGAUCGUCAGAGUUUACUGAGUGUUCUCUCAUUUAGCCUGUUAGCCCGACUUGCACGCGUGUGAGCCGGAGACUGCCCUUCGCGUACUGUGACAUCCUUCACCACUGCCACCGAGAACCUUGUCAUCCCUGCAGAAUCACUUUGUGGAAAUAAAGCAUUAGUCCGUUGAAACCAUCUGUUUUUAUAACAUGAAGAGUCAAUGCCUAAAUUUGGAAAGGAGUCACAUAAACUCUCCUUCGUGAUAGAUGUAGCCAAGCUGGUGAAUAGUUUGGUGUUAAUCUGGUUCGAUGUGAAAAUUCAGACGUGAAUGAUAUUAAAAAGACUGUGAAUGUCACAAAUUCCCUUGUGCAUGUCCACGGACUGUGGUCCGUGCUCGUGGUAGGGAGUUUGGGGCGUGGGCCACUAGCCCAGCGUGCCCGCACUUUGAGUUGAAGGGAAACACGGUGAAUAUAUCUGACCCGUUUCUAAUCAAUUUGGCCUUCUGCUGCUGCAGGAAACUCUAUUUAUAAGUAACUUGCCAUCAGAGGGUAAGAGCAAUAGCUUUUAAGUUCCUCAGAGAUUAAAACUUGUACCAUAAUGUA
This is a messenger RNA of Suricata suricatta (meerkat), 4878 nucleotides long. It is a transcript of the gene JCAD, whose product is annotated as junctional cadherin 5 associated. Gene Ontology annotation, biological process: positive regulation of blood vessel endothelial cell proliferation involved in sprouting angiogenesis. Bases 240 to 4277 code for a protein of 1345 amino acids. The record is from RefSeq and is a predicted model, not a curated record. The transcript is spliced from 4 exons. Gene Ontology annotation, cellular component: ruffle membrane; adherens junction. NCBI's taxonomy places the organism in Eukaryota, Metazoa, Chordata, Mammalia, Carnivora, Herpestidae.